Messenger RNA from Rotaria sp. Silwood1, 1218 nucleotides. Lineage: Eukaryota; Metazoa; Rotifera; Eurotatoria; Philodinida; Philodinidae. The record is from the annotation of a GenBank genome assembly.
AUGUUCAUCAAGUUAAGUGAAAGUCAAUUUAUCUGUCCUGGCUUUGUCGAUUUGCACUGUCAUGCUCCUCAGUAUCGUCAAGCAGGGAGUGCAACAGAAGUUCCUCUUCUCGAAUGGCUCCGUAAAUUCACUUUUCCAAACGAAGCUCGAUGUUCUGAUCCUGUAUACGCUCGGGAUCUUUAUACGAAACUGGUCUCUAGAUUAUUACGCAAUGGUACGACGACAGCUCAGUAUUUUGCGACGAUAGACCUUGAAGCAACAAAAAUUCUAGCUGACAUUUGUCAAGAAAAAGGACAGCGAGCAUAUAUCGGCAAAGUAUGUGCAGACCAAAAUUCACCAGAUGUUUAUAUCGAGACGGCAGAUGAAAGUGUUCGAAAUACAGAGGAAUUUAUCAACUAUGUUCACCAUAUGCAAAAAGGAAGAGACAUUGCUGGAGCAAAUGCUUUAAUAAAUCCCGUUAUUACUCCGAGGUUUAUACCGACAUGUUCGAUAAAUUUACUUUCUCAAUUAGGACAAUUAGCGAAGAAAUACGAUGUUCACGUACAAUCACACAUUGCAGAAACAGCAGAUCAGGUUGCAUUCGUACAUGAUCUUUAUCCAAGUAUUGGUAACGGGCGAGAUGUAGCUAUAUUUCGCGAAACUGGCCUCUUGACAAACAAAGCAGUUUUUGCUCAUGGAGUUUAUUUAGCAGACAACGAAGUUGACGAAAUGGUUAUAAGUGGAAGCGCGGUAGCCAGUUGUCCAGUUGCGAACUUUCUUUUCUCCAAGGGAGUCACGGCAAUAGAACAUCUUAAAAGAAGAGGAUUAAAGAUUGGUUUGGGAACGGAUAUUGGAGGAGGAUAUUCAAGCAACAUGCUUCCUGUUGUGCGUGCUGCUGUUUUGGCAAACAGAACGAUGGAUUUUGUCUCGUUUGAUCGUUCAAAUGCUAUAUUACCAAUUUUUUCGGAGCAUAAAGAUGCUAUUAUCGAUUUUAAAUUUGCUUUCUAUUUGGCCACUCUUGGAGGUGCACAGGCUUUGAAUAUUGAUUCACAAAUUGGAAGUUUUGAAGUAGGAAAGCAAUUCGAUGCAUUACUUAUAGAUUGUAACAAGGAAAAUCAAGCGUUUGAUUAUUGGAAAGAGGAUGAAAUGAACAUUAUAUUUGAGAAAUGGGUGAAUUCCGGAGAUGAUAGAAAUAUUACUGGGGUUUGGAUUCAGGGAGUAAAAGUAGGAUGUACUUAG